AGACAAAGGUAGAAUUCUACUGAGAACUUGAAAGAAAUUAACAAGAGGGAGAUUUGGAUUUUAUGUUCAUAUAGAAGGAGCUGAGCUUUGCUCUCUCUCUCUCUCUCUCUCUCUCUCUCUCUCUCUCUCUCCAUUUUUCCCAAGCUUAUUAUAGACAUAGCCCACCAAGAAAUCCCACUGAAGCAAUCAUCAUGAUGAAACACCCUCUGCACCCAGCACUCCCUAAAAGCGUUUCAACUUCACUCAGUAGUCAUCAAAACCUUCAUUCCCUUAAAUUUACCACUCUCAUCUUCAACACUGUCUCAGCCAAGACCCUCCUCCUAUCCCCAAAACCAUGAAACCUCCCUUUCUUCGCUUUCUCUUCUUCUUCUCUCUCUUCUUUCUUCAAGCAUCCAUAGUCCUCUGUGCUUCAAAUUCUGCACCUUCCCAACUCAGUGCCUUGCUCUCCCUCAAAUCCUCACUCAAGGAUCCUCUCUUUACAUUCAAUGGCUGGGAGAGCAAGGCUAAUACUGAAGGUCCAGUUUGGUGUUCAUGGUCUGGAAUCAAAUGCCACCCCAACACAUCCCUAGUAGUCUCUCUAGACCUCUCUCACCGCAAUCUUUCCGGUACAAUACCAGCUGAAAUUCGCUACUUGUCGAGCUUGAUUCACCUAAACUUGAGCGGAAACAGCUUUGCUGGACUUCUGCAACCAGCCAUUUUCCAACUCACCCAGCUCAGAAUCCUUGACAUAAGCCACAACGACUUCAACUUAACUUUCCCGCCUGGGAUUUCCAAGCUCAAGUUCUUGAGGGUCUUCAAUGCUUACAGCAACAGCUUCACUGGUCCUUUACCUCAAGAAAUCAUCCGACUCAGGUUCCUCGAGAAGCUCAACCUUAGUGGAAGCUACUUCGAAGGUAAUAUUCCACCAGGGUAUGGAAAUAUUCCCCAACUCCGGGAGCUUGGCCUCGCUGGAAAUGUUCUUAAAGGCGCAAUACCACCUCAACUGGGGUUGUUAUCAGAGCUCACUCGCAUGGAGAUCGGCUACAACGGCUUCACAGGUGGGCUUCCGGUACAAUUGACAUUACUAUCAAACCUCACCUACUUAGACAUCUCCAAUAACUUGCUCUCCGGGUCACUCCCACCUGAGCUUGGCAAUUUAACCAUGCUCAACACAUUGUUCCUCUUCAAAAACCAAUUUUCGGGCACUAUCCCACCCACCCUCGGAAACUUACAAGCUCUCCAAUUCCUCGACUUAUCAGAUAAUCAGCUUUCGGGUUCCAUCCCAGCCGCCAUUGCUACGCUGAAACAGCUCAACAGGCUGAGCUUAAUGAACAAUUUUUUAGUUGGCGAAAUCCCAUCCCAAAUCGGAGAGCUUCCCUACUUGGAUACCCUCCUUCUCUGGAACAACUCCCUCACAGGGUCCCUCCCCCAAAACCUCGGCUCCAAUGCGAAGCUCGUCCUCGUCGACCUCUCUUCCAACUCCCUCACAGGUCCAAUUCCCCCGACUCUGUGCAAAGGCAACACACUCGUCAAGCUGAUCCUCUUCUCAAACAAAUUCACCAGCCAUCUCCCACCAAAUUUAGCCAGUUGUACAUCCUUGUUCCGAUUCCGCAUCCAAAACAACCAACUUAACGGCUCAAUCCCUCAGGGCUUCGGCUCCCUCCCCAACCUAACCUUCUUCGACCUCAGCAACAACAGCUUCUCCGGCCCCAUCCCCUCCGAUCUCGGCAAUGCCGCGAAGCUUCAGUACCUAAACAUCUCCCAGAACCCUCUCCACACACUCCUCCCAUCAAACAUCUGGGGCGCUGUUAAUCUGCAGAUAUUCUCCGCCAUUUCCAGCCACCUCACCGGAAAAAUCCCCGACUUCAUCGGCUGCAAGAGCGUCUACAAGAUCGAAUUACAACGCAACAACUUCACCGGCAGCAUUCCCUGGGAUAUUGGCCACUGCGAGAAGCUUCUGAGCUUAAGCCUGAGCCGGAACUCACUCACCGGAAUUAUACCAUGGGAAAUUUCAGCUCUGCCUUCCAUAACCGACCUGGACCUCUCCUACAACUUCCUCUCCGGGACCAUCCCCUCGAAUUUCGAGAAUUGCAGAACGCUGGAGACCUUUAACGUCUCGUUUAAUCUGUUAACCGGUCCUAUUCCGUCUUCCGGUGCGAUCUUCCCGAACCUUCAUCCGACGUCGUUUUCCGGGAAUGAGGGGCUAUGCGGCGCCGUUUUGGCCAAGCCGUGCGCGGCGGAUACUCUAACGGCUGGAGCUGUUGAGGUUGAUGGUCACGAGCAGCCGAAGAAGACGGCCGGCGCGAUUGUGUGGAUCAUGGCGGCGGCGUUCGGGAUCGGUCUCUUCGUCCUCGUCGCCGGGACGAGGUGCUUCCACGCGAGCUACAGCCGUCGGAUGGAGGAUAGCCCCCAGAUCGGACCGUGGAAAUUGACCGCCUUCCAGCGUUUGAAUUUCACGGCGGAGGAUGUGCUGGAGUGUUUGCAGAUGAGCGAUAAGGUGAUAGGGAUGGGUGGGACCGGGACGGUGUAUAAGGCGGAGAUGCCAGGUGGGGAGAUCAUAGCGGUGAAGAAGCUGUGGGGGAAGCAGAAGGAGAGCAUAAUCCGACGGCGGAGAGGGGUGCUGGCCGAGGUGGAGGUGUUGGGGAACGUGAGGCAUAGGAAUAUAGUGAGAUUGUUAGGGUGCUGCUGCAACAGGGACUGCACCAUGCUGCUCUACGAGUACAUGCCCAAUGGCAACUUGGACGACUUGUUGCAUGGCAAGAACAAGGCCCAGAAUUUGGGCGCGGAUUGGGUCACGAGGUACAAGAUUGCCCUCGGUGUGGCUCAAGGGAUUUGCUACUUACAUCACGACUGUGAUCCGGUGAUCGUCCACCGCGAUCUCAAGCCGAGUAACAUCCUCUUGGACGGUGACAUGGAGGCGAGAGUGGCGGACUUUGGGGUGGCUAAGCUGAUCCAGAGCGAUGAGUCCAUGUCGGUGAUCGCCGGUUCCUACGGCUACAUUGCACCAGAGUAUGCUUAUACCCUCCAAGUUGAUGAGAAGAGUGACAUAUACAGCUUCGGGGUUGUGCUAUUGGAGAUUUUAAGCGGAAAGAGAUCGGUGGAGGCGAUUUUCGGGGAUGGGAAUAGCAUUGUGGAUUGGGUUCGGACGAAAAUCAAGAGUAAAGACGGGAUCAACGAUGUUUUGGACAAGAAUGCCGGGGCAGGUUGUACGCCGGUGAGGGAGGAGAUGAUGCAAAUGCUUCGGAUUGCGUUGCUUUGCACGAGUAGGAAUCCGGCGGACCGGCCGUCCAUGAGGGAUGUGGUGUUGAUGCUCAUUGAAGCCAAACCUAAGAGGAAGUUGCUUGCUAGUCAUGUUGUUGGUCGUGAUCGAAGUGUGAGUUGUGGUGAUAUUCCUUUGCCACAAAAGCCAACAAUGGAAUGUUAAUAGGGAUUAAUCACUGGAGGGUUUUCUUCUUUUUUCUUUGGCUUUUUUUUUUCUUCUUAUUUUUAAAAAUGGUGGGGAUUGGUAUAGGAGAAGCGAUUUCUUAUUUUACCUUAUUUCAAAUGGAAUUUUCAAGUUCUAUUGUACCUCUGAUUAUGAUUCUGGUUUGUUAACGUACGUAUAUAAACUAAAGGGUGUUAAUCUGUUAGAA
Molecule: messenger RNA, 3611 nt
Organism: Rosa chinensis
Lineage: Eukaryota; Viridiplantae; Streptophyta; Magnoliopsida; Rosales; Rosaceae
Product: leucine-rich repeat receptor-like protein kinase TDR
Exons: 2
Coding region: 335-3403 (1022 amino acids)
Biological process (GO): protein phosphorylation
Molecular function (GO): protein kinase activity; receptor serine/threonine kinase binding; ATP binding
Source: RefSeq, a predicted model, not a curated record